This is a messenger RNA of Pneumocystis murina B123, 1626 nucleotides long. RefSeq lists its product as hypothetical. The record is from RefSeq and is a predicted model, not a curated record. Bases 1 to 1626 code for a protein of 541 amino acids. Gene Ontology annotation, molecular function: medium-chain fatty acid-CoA ligase activity. NCBI's taxonomy places the organism in Eukaryota, Fungi, Ascomycota, Pneumocystomycetes, Pneumocystales, Pneumocystaceae. The transcript has 10 exons. Gene Ontology annotation, biological process: fatty acid metabolic process.
AUGUUUUUUAUUUUUUCAAACAAAAAAUUUGAAAAGACAAAAUAUAUCAAUCAAAUAGCACUUCCAAAGACUCCAAUAUUUGAAAAACUAGUGAAAAAUGAUAAAAACUCUAUAUCUAUUGAAUUUAAACAGAAUAAAGAGUCUUAUUCAUACUUUGAUUUGAUUCAUCAUAUAUUAACCUUUAAAUCAUCAUUACAAACAAUUGAAGAAGAAAAAGAUUUGAAACAAAAGAGAGUAGGAAUUUUUGUCGAACCAGGAUUCUCAUAUGCAACUUCGAUUCUUGGGAUAUGGGCAGCAGGAGGGAUUGCAGUUCCUAUAUGUAUUACUUAUCCAAUUGCUGAAAUAAAGUAUAUAGUUGAAGAUUGUUCUGUGGAUAUUAUUCUUACCAGUUCAUUUCUUGAAGAAAAAAUUAAAAACAUAUUAAUAUAUAUUAAAAAAAAAGUUCAUGUUCAUGUUCUUUUAAAAUCUAAUUUAAUACAACAAAAAGAGAGUUAUGAAUUUCUUCCAUUUGAUUUAGAUAGAGGAGCACUAAUAUUAUAUACAUCAGGAACAACCGGAUCACCUAAGGGAGUUUUAACAACACAUAAGAAUAUUUUUACACAAGUAAUAUCAUUAGUAGAGGCGUGGAAAUAUUCUUCAAAAGAUAGAUUACUACAUAUUCUACCUUUACAUCAUAUUCAUGGCAUAAUUAAUGCACUAAUAUGUCCUUUAUAUGCAGGAGGAACUAUAGAAUUCUUAGAAAAAUUUAACGCCAAAGAUGUUUGGUCUAGAUUUUUGGAUUUAAAAUUACCUCAAAUUUCUCAGUUUAUGGCUGUUCCUACUAUCUAUUCUAAACUUAUUCAUUAUUAUACAAACAAUGGACUUGAAAUUUCUAAUGCUGAAUUGAAAUCUAGAAUGAAAAAAAUACGUUUAAUGGUUUCUGGUUCAGCAGAACUUCCAAUUUCUUUAAGAAAGAAAUGGCAUGAAAUUACAGGACAUAUUUUACUGGAAAGAUAUGGAAUGACAGAGACAGGAAUGAUUUUAAGCGGUGGAUUAGAAUUUGAAAAACGUUUAGAAGGAAGUGUAGGAUGGGAAUUACCUUAUAUUAAAGUGCGUUUAGUAAAAAUACAAGAUGAAGAUCAGGAAAUUUGGGUUAAUGGUGAUACUGUUUUCAAAGAAUAUUUCAACAAACCAGAUGCAACAAAAAAGGCAUUUGCAUAUGAAAAAGAUGGAACUAGAUGGUUUAAAACUAAUGAUAUAGCAACUAAAAUGGAAAACGGUGCAUAUAUAAUUCAUGGACGACGGAAUAUAGAUAUAAUAAAGUCAGGUGGAUAUAAAAUUUCUGCUCUUGAAGUUCAACAAAAAAUGCUUUCAUUACCAUAUAUUUAUGAAGUUGCAGUAAUUGGUAUUAACGAUGAAGUAUGGACUCAAAGAGUAGCAGCUCUUGUAUCACUUACACCAGAUAAAAAAGAAUUAACAUUAAAUAAUUUAAGAUCAGAUUUAAAAAGCAUGUUAGCUACUUAUAAAAUUCCUACAAUAUUAAAAAUCCUACCUAAUGGUAUUCCUAAAAACCAUAUAGGGAAAGUGAAUAAAAAAGACUUAGUUAAAGAAUUUAAUUAUGGAAAUAUACAAGAAUGGUCAAAAUAA